Messenger RNA from Notodromas monacha, 1302 nucleotides. The record is from the annotation of a GenBank genome assembly. Lineage: Eukaryota; Metazoa; Arthropoda; Ostracoda; Podocopida; Cyprididae.
AUGGAUGGUAAACUGUUGGAAAUACGGGGUGGCACCGAAGGGUUAACACCGAGUGCUGCUGCUGCCUGCGACGCCUCGAAGAAGGCGCCGCCGACGACGAGGGAGGGUGCUUCCCUUCGUCGCCUGCCGGGAGCUUUUUUUUCCCUUCUUCUUCUUCUCUGUGUCUCUCUCUCGCUUGUGGCUGAGGUUGUCGUCGGGGAAGCAGGAGGGCCGGCUUGGGCGGGCGGCGGGUCAGUGCGCCAGAGUCCGGCGGGGAUGGUGCUGUGCCCGAACGACGCGAGGCGCGUGUUCUGCGCCGGCUGCGAAAAGCCCAUUUUGGACCGGUUCAUUUUCAGCGUGUUGGACCGAGCUUGGCACUCGGCCUGUGUGCGGUGUUGCGACUGCGGCGUCGCCCUCUCCGACCGCUGCUUCAGUCGCGGCGGUCAGCUCUUUUGCCGCGACGACUUCUUCCGACGCUUCGGCACCAAGUGCAGCGGGUGCGGGGAAGGCGUGAGUCCGACGGACCUGGUCCGCCGGGCGCGGGACAAGGUGUUUCACUUGGCCUGCUUCGUGUGCUCCAUUUGCCGCCGCCAGAUGUCGACUGGAGACCAUUUGUACGUGUUGCCCGACUGCCGAUUCGUGUGCAAGGACGACUACCUCGGCGGCAAGGUUGCCGACUUGUCAGCAGAGCCAGUGUCUGAGGACGACGAGGACGUCAAGUCUGAGGACGAGGACGGCAAGUCUGAGGCCGAGAGCAAUAAUUCCUUCCCGGCGCUGGACCAGUUGUCGUCGUCGAAAUCCCCGACGAUGCUCGACACCCAUUCCUUGAUGGACGCUGGGUUCAGUGACAAGCCUGCUGCCAUCGCGGACACCGCCGCUAUGCUCAGUGAGGCGGAACGCAGCGACGGCGACGCCAAGGACUCGAAGCUCGACGACAAGGGCGACGGCAACAACAACGGACUCAAGGACGACGGGAACCCGACCGGGAAACGACGCGGCCCGCGGACGACCAUCAAGGCCAAGCAGUUGGAGACCCUCAAGAGCGCCUUCGCGUCCACGCCGAAACCCACUCGUCACAUCCGGGAGCAGCUCGCCAAAGACACUGGGCUGACGAUGCGGGUUAUCCAGGUGUGGUUCCAGAACCGGAGGAGCAAAGAGCGGCGGAUGAAGCAGUUGUCGGCCAUCAACGCGAGGCGGAACUUCUUCCGGAACGGGCCAGGCGGCGGCAGACACGGCCGACUGCGUGGCCCGCUGCCGCCGGGCUGCGACGACAUCCCGCCGAAUGCCCCGUUCCCUUACUUCCCUGAGGACAAUGGCAGUUGA